CACACACACACACUCAUUCACUCACUUCCACACUCAGUCACUUUGUCGCCCUCAUUCAGCUCAUUGACUGCCACGGGUCAGUCAGCCUCCAAGCCAGCUUGUCCUACCCCAGCAGUGAGUGAAGGGAGACCUCUGAGGGGUGAGGACGUCAGGACAUCACUCUUGCAGCAGGGGGGAGAGAGAAAGACUCUCUCCAGUCUAGGAGAAGAAGAAGAAGAAAAAGAAGAAGAAAAGGGGGAGGGAAGGGAGGAAAAAAAGAAAAAAAGAAGAAGAAGCAGGAGAGGAAAAAACUCAGAAGAGCCUCUGACUUUUCUGGAGAUGGAUUUACAAAAUGUGAAAUCAUUUCUGUGAAGACUUGGGAACUUGCACUUUUUGGGAAGGCAACAAUGACCAGCCAGUGAUUUGCCAUCAAAGGGGAGAGAGAAAGUAAAAAAAACCAUCAACAACAACAAACAAGAUCAACCUGCCCUGAAACAAUAGUCGCAUCAACCUUUGGAACUUGGGAACUCCUGCUCUUGUCUUCUCUGAAUGGGCGUGCAGUGAGAGAGGACUCACUGAGUGUCUUUUGCGGGGUGCUGUUCCCCAGGCCGCAGCAUGCCUCAUGCUUGUGCAAAGUGCACGCCGGGAGUCUGACCCACCAUGUGCACAUGGAUGCUACCCUCCGCCUCUCCUCUCCGUCCUGACCUUGUCGUUGGCACUGCCCGCACGAGGCCGCUGGGGCUGCCGCCGGUGGCCACCCUGCCCAGCCCGGUGUCCCUGUGCCUGGCAUGCUUCACCCUGCUCCUGGUGGCCGGCUCGGCGGCGGGUGGGGGGUGCCCGCCCGUGGCAGGGCAGAAUCCCUUGCAGGUGCUGGCCAAGGGCAACAACUGCUCGUGGACUUUAGAGCGCCACACGCGCAGCUACAACCACCUAGAGGGCGACGUGCGUCUGCGACGCCUCUACUCUGCCAACAAGUUCUUCCUCUGCAUCGACAAGUCGGGCAAGGUGGACGGCACGCGGCGCAAGAAUUACGCUGACAGCCUGAUGGAAAUCCGAUCUGUCAGUGUGGGAGUUGUCGCCAUCAAAUCUGUCAGCACGGGGCUGUACUUAGCCAUGACCAAAAAGGGCACCCUCUUUGGAUCGCCGCGGUACAACCCCAGCUGCAAAUUCAAGGAGCGGAUCGAGGAAAACGGCUACAACACGUACGCCUCGCUGCGCUGGCGGCACGGCGGCCGGCAGAUGUUCGUGUCGCUCAACGGCCGCGGAAAGCCCCGUCGGGGACACAAAGCCCGCAGGCGGCACCCCUCCACCCACUUCCUACCCAUGAUGCCUACGUAAUUACCCCCCCACCUACCCCGCCCCAGGCCCCGAAGUGGCUCAUCCCAUCCCUCACAUAUUAUAGUGUUGUCAUCAUAAUUGCUGUUGAUACUCUUAUUAUUAUUAUUAUUAUUAUUAUUAUUAUAUAUUUGUUAUGCUAUUAUGAUGUUACUAUUGUAAGCCCUCUCCCUUGUAUGUACAUUUGUUGGGGCUUUGUGUUUGUUUGUUUGUUUUUACCAUAUUAUGCUUAGUGUGGUCACAGUGGAGUUACCUUUAAGUUAUUCUCCCUCUGCCCCUGUGUAUGCCUUAGUAAGGCAGCUGGAAAAAAAACAUGUAUAAAACACAGUUUACUUGUAAAUAUUAUGGUGUUCAUCCCUAUCACUCUUCUGAGUAGAAAGUCUGUUUAAAUCCAACAUGAUCCUAAAUGUAUAAGCUGGACUGGAGGACUCAAUGUUCAAGCAGGAUUCUCUGAAGAGUCUGAUCAUCUGAUUUGAGAAGUGACUUUGGGCUGCAUUUGUGGACAAUGGGAUCUUACUCUCUCCAUAUAAAAGUGGAUGGACAUACAUACAGUAUAUACUGUUUCACUUGCUUCACUACUGAGAAACUCUUGUGCUUGAGUGUGUGUGUGUGUGCGCAUCAUGUUUGUGUUUGUGUGAAGCAGUGAUCCCUGUUAAGUGCAGACUCAUGCGAUGAGAUUCAUCUCUGAUCAGAUAACUAUGCUGGGAGUUCCUUUCCAUGUUUUAUGCUCGGCAGGAGAUCCCUUUUUUACGCCUUUCAUGGAGCAGAGAUAAGUGUUGUUUACUGCUGGUCCAAGUGUCUGCCCCCUUCGCAAGGUGAACAAACACACAGUAAAACAAACUGGCCUUGGGACAAGUCUGGACAAGAUCACGUCGGUUGACUCCCCUGAGUCUUAGCACUGAUGGGCACUCGACGCAGGUUGAAGCUCUGUGGUUGUCUGGCAACCAUCACCGUUAAAAUGGUUCUGGACUGAAAGCCCUAUGUAUCUAAUGGUGUCUGGUUUCUGAAGCGCAAAAAGAAAAUUAAUUGACCCUUUCAUACUAUUUCAUGUGUAGACUGUACUUCUUACUCCGUUACACCUCACUAACAUUUCUCCACCAAUCUGUUGCAAAUAGAACAUUUAAUAUAUUUAAUUUUUCGAACUCUGUGUUGAAAGUGAGGCUCCAUCUCUUCUCCCCUUUGUGUUUUGCUGAAGUUCAUGUCAGUUUCUUGGUUGAAUAUCAUGUAUUGCUUGCCUACUCCAGUGUCUGCAAUCAAGGACAUGAUCACUGAACACUGUUUAAUAAGCAUAUUUCUUUACUGCAGAGGAGCAUUUGUGUGUGUCUUGUUCAGCCUGGUAAAACUGAAUUCAAAUAAACACUAAAAUGAUCAAA
Alosa alosa (allis shad) is the source of this 2687-nucleotide messenger RNA. It is a transcript of the gene fgf22, whose product is annotated as fibroblast growth factor 22. Gene Ontology annotation, cellular component: cytoplasm. Gene Ontology annotation, molecular function: fibroblast growth factor receptor binding; growth factor activity. Gene Ontology annotation, biological process: cell differentiation; positive regulation of cell population proliferation; positive regulation of protein phosphorylation. Bases 640 to 1317 code for a protein of 225 amino acids. The record is from RefSeq and is a predicted model, not a curated record. Lineage: Eukaryota; Metazoa; Chordata; Actinopteri; Clupeiformes; Clupeidae. The transcript has 3 exons.